Molecule: messenger RNA, 2693 nt
Organism: Lotus japonicus
Lineage: Eukaryota; Viridiplantae; Streptophyta; Magnoliopsida; Fabales; Fabaceae
Product: oligopeptide transporter 7-like
Exons: 6
Coding region: 118-2373 (751 amino acids)
Biological process (GO): transmembrane transport
Molecular function (GO): oligopeptide transmembrane transporter activity
Source: RefSeq, a predicted model, not a curated record
UGAUAUUCAUUAAAGUCUAUUUAAAUUUAAAAUAUAUGAAUGAUAAACGUUAGUAGCUUAACAACACCAUAGCUUUGGUUUCAAAAAUAUCCCAAAAUUUUCAAAGCUCAGAGCAACAUGGAUGAUGACCACGAAAUCAACGCUCCUCUAAUUACAACCCACCGCAGCACCACCAACCACGCUACCACUUCCGGCGACAUUUCCCCCUCACCGGCCGGCGAAAAUUCCCCAAUCGAGCAGGUGGCGCUGACAGUCCCAGUAACCGACGAUCCUUCUCUCCCUACCUUCACCUUCAGAACAUGGAUCCUCGGAACACUCGCGUGCGUCGUCCUCUCGUUCCUCAACCAAUUCUUCGGAUUCCGCCGCGAGCCGCUCUCCGUCACGGCGAUCUCGGCGCAGAUCGCCGUGCUACCGCUGGGACACCUCAUGGCGUCGACGGUGACGGAUCGAGUGUUUUUCAGGGGGAAGAGGUGGGAGUUCACGCUGAAUCCGGGGAGGUUCAACGUGAAGGAGCACGUGCUCAUCACCAUCUUCGCGAGCUCCGGUGCGGCUAGCGUCUACGCGAUUCAUUUCGUGACGGCUGUUAAGGUGUUUUACCGGAAGGAUAUGACGGCUGUGGUGGCGUUGCUGGUGGUUGUGACGACGCAGGUUUUGGGGUUCGGUUGGGCGGGGGUUUUCCGGCGGUAUUUGGUGGAGCCCGCUGCUAUGUGGUGGCCCCAGAACCUCGUUCAGGUCUCGCUUUUCAGGGCGCUGCACGAGAAAGAGGAAAGGCCAAAAGGCGGGUUAACUCGGAACCAGUUCUUCCUCAUAGCUUUCAUUUGCAGCUUUGCUUAUUAUGUCUUUCCAGGCUACUUGUUCCCAAUGUUAUCCUCACUUUCCUGGGUCUGCUGGAUUUUCCCCACUUCUGUACUAGCACACCAGUUAGGUUCAGGGUUGCAUGGUCUUGGAGUUGGUGCUGUUGGUCUUGACUGGUCCACCAUAUGUGCUUAUCUUGGCAGCCCUCUGGCCAGUCCAUGGUUUGCCACGGCUAACGUUGCUGCUGGUUUUGGCAUUUUCAUGUAUGUCAUCAUGCCCAUUGCUUAUUGGCUCAACCUUUACAACGCAAGAAGAUUUCCCAUAUUUUCAGAUGGUCUAUUCAUGUCCGAUGGUGAAAAAUACAAUAUCUCAAGUAUCAUGGAUUCCAAGUUUCACCUAGACAUGGAGGCUUAUCACCGUCAAGGCCCUCUUUAUCUUAGCACCAUGUUUGCUAUGGUAUAUGGCAUUGGUUUUGCUUGCCUCUCUGCAACCCUAGUUCAUGUGUUUCUCUUCCAUGGGAGUGAAAUAAUGCAGUUGAGUAAGUCUGCUUUCCAAGACAAGAAGAUAGAUAUACACACGAAGAUCAUGAGGAAGUAUUACAAACAUGUUCCUGAAUGGUGGUUUGUUUGUAUUCUUUUGUUCACUAUCAUGGCAACUGUAUUUAUUUGUGAGUAUUAUACUGAUCAACUCCAGCUGCCAUGGUGGGGUGUGAUUUUAGCCUGUGUUGUUGCCAUAUUGUUUACUCUUCCAGUUGGAAUACUCAGAGCCACGACAAAUCAGGCACCGAGUUUGAAUAUCAUCACAGAGUUCAUAAUUGGAUACAUUCGCCCAGGAUAUCCAGUUGGUGUCAUGUUGUUUAAAGUGUAUGGGAACGUGAGUAUGAAACAAGCGGUUUUCUUUUUGCAAGAUUUUAAGCUUGGCCAUUACAUGAAGAUUCCUCCUAGAGCAAUGUUCAUGGCACAGGUACUUGGCACCUUAGUAUCAGCAUUGGUACAUUUAGUAACAAUGUGGUGGCUCAUGAACACUGUACCAAAUUUUUGUGAUAAAGAAUUGCUUCCACAAGGUAGCCCAUGGACUUGCCCAGGUGAUCAUGUCUUCUAUGAUUCGUCUGUGAUAUGGGGUUUGAUAGGGCCUCGAAGAAUUUUUGGUGAUCUUGGACACUACUCUGCCAUCAAUUGGUUUUUCUUGGCUGGUGCUAUUGCCCCUUUCCUUGUUUGGCUUGCACACAAGGCAUUCCCUGAAAAGGAAUGGAUUAGACUCAUCACUGUUCCUGUGCUCUUGGGAGCAUUAUCUGAAUUGCCACCUGCUACAGCAGUGAACUACUCCAGUUGGAUUCUUGUUGGAUUUGCAUCAGGAUUUGUUGCCUACCGUUACCACCGCGGCUGGUGGAGCCGCCACAAUUAUGUCUUGUCAGGUGCACUUGAUGCUGGAUUAGCCUUCAUGGGUGUUUUGCUCUACUUGUGUUUAGGGAUGCAGCAUAUCAGUUUAGAUUGGUGGGGCAGUGACUCGGAUGGGUGUUCCUUAGCUUCAUGUCCAACUGCUCCAGGUGUUAAAUCUGAAGGGUGUCCUCUUUACUAAGUAGAUGAGAUAUGUACAAAUGUCUUCUAGCAUGUUUGGAUAAGCUUCUCUUUCUUCAAAAUCAAUUCUGAAACUCAGAAGCUCCUCACCAAAAUCGACUCUAACAAAUCAAUUUUAGAAGGAUUUUCAAACAUGCACUACAUCAUUCUUAAUUCUUCAAUGUGUAGAGGUUUUGUAUAAAUUUUGUAAAUCAUUGGAUUCAAUUGUGAAUGUUAAUGUAAGUUUGCUUUCUAUAUGUGAAGAGGCCUUGCAAUUCAUUGAGUGGUAUAACAUUGCUCUCAUAAGAUAUCUUAAUAAUGUAAGAUGCUCAUUGGCCCUGC